ACAUUCCUCUGCCUCCUUAUCUCUUCCUUACUCUUCUUCUUGUUCCUUCUUCUUCUACUUCCGUAUCAAGCUAGAUCUUGAAUUAGGACUCAAGCUUACCAGUCUUCAAUCGACGUAAACUAUCUGUUCUUUAUACCAAAUUGAGUGAAGAUCUUGUUGAGUGAAUUAAAAGAGAUGAGAUCAAGAGAAUGUGAUGAAGAGGAGAUACAAGCAAAGCAAGAAGGAGAUCAUAAUCAAAAUCAUCAAGUAAAUUUAAACCACAUGUUGCAACAGCAACAACCGAGUUCGGUAUCAUCUUCAAGGCAAUGGACUUCAGCUUUUAGGAAUCCAAGAAUCGUUCGAGUCUCAAGAACAUUCGGUGGCAAAGACAGACAUAGCAAAGUCUGUACGGUCCGUGGUCUUCGAGACCGGAGGAUAAGGUUGUCCGUACCUACAGCUAUUCAACUCUACGACCUUCAAGAUCGAUUAGGGCUGAGUCAGCCAAGCAAAGUCAUCGAUUGGUUACUCGAAGCAGCAAAAGAUGACGUCGACAAGCUACCUCCUCUACAAUUCCCACAUGGCUUUAACCAAAUGUAUCCAAAUCUCAUCUUUGGAAACUCCGGGUUUGGAGAAUCGCCAUCUUCAACUUCAUCAACAACGUUUCCCGGAACCAAUCUCGGGUUCUUGGAAAAUUGGGAUCUUGGUGGUUCUUCAAGAACAAGAUCAAGAUUAACCGAUACUACUACGACUCAGAGAGAGAGUUUUGAUCUUGAUAAAGGAAAAUGGAUUAAACACGACGAGAAUAGUAAUCAAGAUCAUCAAGGGUUCGACACCAAUCAUCAACAUUUUUCACUGACCAAUCCUUACAACAACACUUCAUCUUAUUACAACCUCGGACAUCUUCAACAAUCGUUAGACCAAUCCGGUAAUAACGUUACUGUCGCAAUAUCUAAUGUUGCUGCUAAUAACAACAAUAAUCUCAAUUUGCCUCCUCCUUCCUCGUCUGCUGGAGAUGGAUCUCAGCUUUUUUUUGGUCCUACUCCUCCGGCAAUGAGCUCUCUAUUCCCGACAUACCCUUCGUUUCUUGGAGCUUCUCAUCAUCAUCAUCAUGUCGUCGAUGGAGCCGGUCAUCUGCAGCUCUUUAGUUCGAAUUCAAAUACCGCCUCGCAGCAACAGAUGAUGCCAGGUAAUACGAGUUUGAUUAGACCAUUUCAUCAUUUGAUGAGCUCGAAUCAUGAUACGGAUCGUCAUAGUAGCGAUAAUGAAUCAGAUUCGUGAAAGAUUUCAUAUAUCUACACUAUACAUAAACAUGUUAUAUGUAUACGUAUUCUUCAAUAUUUUGAUAUAUAUAUAUAUAUGACGUAUUGUUGGAUUGAUUUAUGUAUCUUCUUCGUGUAUGUAUAGAAAUUUUAAUAAUCUCGGAUUUGGAUU
Arabidopsis arenosa is the source of this 1410-nucleotide messenger RNA. NCBI's taxonomy places the organism in Eukaryota, Viridiplantae, Streptophyta, Magnoliopsida, Brassicales, Brassicaceae. The record is from the annotation of a GenBank genome assembly.